Rhododendron vialii is the source of this 1972-nucleotide messenger RNA. RefSeq names its product cytochrome P450 89A2-like. Gene Ontology annotation, molecular function: oxidoreductase activity, acting on paired donors, with incorporation or reduction of molecular oxygen, NAD(P)H as one donor, and incorporation of one atom of oxygen; heme binding; iron ion binding. Bases 82 to 1695 code for a protein of 537 amino acids. NCBI's taxonomy places the organism in Eukaryota, Viridiplantae, Streptophyta, Magnoliopsida, Ericales, Ericaceae. Gene Ontology annotation, cellular component: membrane. The record is from RefSeq and is a predicted model, not a curated record. The transcript has 2 exons.
AAAACAUAACAGGAUAUACUUUAAAAAGAGUUUUGUAUGUAACCCACCAACCAUAUCUAUUUGCCAGAGAGAAAGAGAGAUAUGGAGACCUGGUUCAUCAUCAUCAUCUCCCUGUGCAUCUCAGCUCUCAUCAAACCCAUCUUCAACUUAGUCUUCCCUCCUCCCACUUCCAACCACAAGGUCAAGAAGAAGAACCUCCCUCCUGGACCCACCACCAUCCCACUUAUCGGAAACUUCAUAUUCCUCCGGAGAAAUUUCUCCGAAUUCGAAUCCGCCAUCCGUUCCUUCCGGGCCAAACACGGCCCCAUCAUCACCCUCCGUGUCGGUUCCCGCCCGGCCAUCUUCAUCGGCACCCCUGCCCUGGCCCACCAAGCCCUCGUCCAGAACGGCGCCGUCUUCUCCGACCGGCCCAGGGCCCUCGCCACGGGAAAAGUCAUCAGCAGCAACCAGCACAGCAUCAGCUCGGCCGGGUACGGCCCCACGUGGCGUCUCCUCCGCCGCAACCUGAUGUCGGAGAUUCUCCACCCCUCCCGCGUCAAGUCCUACUCCGCCGCCCGCCAGUGGGUUUUGGAAAUCUUGUUCGAACGCCUCGUCGGGUCGCGGUCGGCGGCGGAGGGGGUUCAGCUGGUGGAUCAUUUCCAGUACGCCAUGUUUUGCCUUUUGGUGUUGAUGUGUUUUGGGGACAAGUUGGGUGAGAAGCAAAUCAGGGACGUUGAGAGGGUUCAGCGCCAGAUGCUAGUGAAUUUUAGUCGGUUCGACAUUCUCAACAUUUGGCCCAUGCUAGGUAAGAUAGUGUUUCAUAAUCGUUGGAAGGAACUCUUACAGCUACGUCAGAGUCAAGAAGAUGUCUUAAUCCCUCUUAUCAGAUCCCGAAGGGAAGUUGUUAAACGACGACAACAGGAGAAAACGGAAUCUUACAAAGAGAGUGUGGUGGCAUAUGUGGACACCUUGUUGGAUCUGGAGCUUCCGGAUGAAAAGAGAAAGCUCAACGAGAAGGAGAUGGUGAGCCUUUGUGGCGAGUUCCUCGAUGGAGGCACCGAUACAACCUCCACCGCAUUGCAAUGGAUCAUGGCCAAUUUGGUCAAGUACCCUCAUGUUCAAACCAAGGUGUACGAAGAAAUCCAUGGCAUUGUGGGCCCAUCGCCGCAACUCAGAGAGAAGAAUGAGAACAUGGUAAUGAUUAAGGAGGAGGAUUUACAGAGAAUGCCGUACUUAAAAUCUGUGGUUUUGGAAGGUCUUAGGCGCCACCCACCGGGGCACUUUGUCUUGCCCCACACGGUGACCAAUGACGUAGAAUUGGAUGGUUACCUGGUGCCCAAGGGUGCGAUGAUCAACUUCAUGGUGGCGGACAUCGGGUUGGACCCAAAGGUGUGGGAUGAACCUAUGGAGUUCAAGCCUGAGAGGUUCUUUACUAAUACUAUUAGCGGUGGCGAUGGGGCACCAGAUUUGUUCGAUAUAACAGGAAGAAGGGAGAUCAAAAUGAUGCCGUUUGGGGCAGGAAGGAGAAUUUGUCCAGCAGCUGGGAUGGCUAUGCUUCACUUGGAGUUUUUUCUAGCGAAUUUGGUUUGGUAUUUUGAAUGGACCGCUGUGGAAAGAGAUACCGUUGAUCUAUCGGAGAAGCAGGAGUUCACUGUCAUGAUGAAAUAUCCACUGCGGGCCCACAUCUCCCCUAGAUGGUUGUCUCAAACUCUGUAAAAAUGAUUAUUGGGUAUCUAACUAUAAUAGUGUGCAAAUAGAUCAUUAAUGUACGUUGAAAUUGGAAUGUUGCUAGAUAUGUUUGAAUUGAAGGCAAAGUCAAGCAUUCAGGAUUGGGCAUUUUAGCAGUACUAGAUUGCGGACGCUCUGUUAUCCUGCUAUUUUGUCUUGACGAUCCAGUGUAUCCAUGUAUGUGUAUAUGCUUUCAUGUGUAAUAUUGUCAGAAGGUGAUACUGUUGAUCUAUCGGAGAAGCAGGAAUUUAUUAUCGUGAUGAAA